Colletotrichum godetiae is the source of this 1020-nucleotide messenger RNA. RefSeq names its product Sec63 Brl domain-containing protein. The record is from RefSeq and is a predicted model, not a curated record. NCBI's taxonomy places the organism in Eukaryota, Fungi, Ascomycota, Sordariomycetes, Glomerellales, Glomerellaceae. The coding region runs from base 1 to 1020 and encodes 339 amino acids. The transcript has 3 exons.
AUGCCUCCUCUUCUCACCUCCAAUCCAACACCCUCCAAGGGCUCUAGUUCUCAAGCUCAGUCCUCAACGCCAGCUUCUCGGCCCUCGCAGAGCACACAAGCCUCAAGGAACUCCAAGAAAGCAGCAGAACUUUCACCAGAGCACCAUGCAAUCAUGCUCCGUCACGCGCUCUCCUCCCCAACAAUCCGAGCCCUAACCUCUCUUCCUCGCGGCCCACCUCCCGAGGAGAUCCUGCGCUGUGCUGCCUCCGCAACAGAGUUCCUCUCCUUCACCUUCAACCCCCUGGAAAAAGUCGCCUUCUCCCAUAUCAACAACGGUCCCUCCGCUCGCUGGCCCCUGAAAGAAAACCUCGCUAAGCCCUGGCACAAAGUCUUCCUCGUCGCCCAGUGCGAAGCCUCGGGCGGCGACUACGGCGAUCGGCUCUCCCUCCAGGCCCGUCAGAAGCUCUUGUUGGACAAAGCUCGCAUCGUCAAGAUCCUGGGCCAGAUUCUCCGCGCCUGCGCCGACAUCAUGGGUUGUCGCAAAGACGCCGUUGGCCUCAGGCGUUCCCUCGAGACCUGGCGUGCCGUCCUGCUGCAGGUACCCGAAAUUGGGCCCAAAAAGAUGGCUUCACUCGUCGAGCACGGCGUCAGAACCGUCCGCCGACUUGCUGAAAUGGACUUCUUCCACAUCGAGAGGGUACUCUCCCGGAACCCGCCCUUUGGUCAGAAGAUUGUGCGCAGCUUGGCGCACUUCCCGCGCCUCGUACUCGCUGUUGACAUACCUCAACACGACGAGGGGCCGGUGAACAGUAUCAUCGUCCGCGCCAUCCUGUGUUGUUCGAACCGCGAGGCUCCUAUCUGGAAGGAGAGAGCGCCUUGGGUCACUUUGGCGGCUGAAACCUCGGAUGGUAGACUGAGCCUGAUGCCGAGCAAAGACCUUGUGUUCACUAUCGAAGCAGCAAAAGGCGAGAAAGUGUUUGUGUGGGCGAGUUGCGAGGAGAUUGCCGGAACUUAUGUGACGGGCGAGGUAACCGUCUAG